GCGGGGUUAAGAUGGCGGCGCCUCUGAGGAUUCAGAGCGACUGGGCUCAAGCCCUCAGGAAGGAUGAAGGGGAAGCCUGGCUAAGUUGUCACCCCCCAGGUAAACCAACUUUGUAUGGCAGCCUAACUUGUCAAGGAAUUGGCCAGGAUGGCAUCCCAGAAGUUACAGCUUCAGAAGGAUUUAUUGUGAAUGAGAUAAACAAGAAAAGCAUUCAUAUUUCUUGUCCAAAGGAAAAUGCAUCCUCAAAGUUUUUGGCACCAUACACUACAUUUUCCAGAAUUCAUUCAAAGAGUAUAACAUGCCUGGACAUUUCCAGUGGAGGCGGUCUUGGUGUGUCUUCUAGUACUGAUGGGAGCAUGAAGAUCUGGCAGGCUUCUAAUGGCGAGCUCAGAAGAGUAUUGGAAGGACAUGUAUUUGAUGUGAAUUGUUGCAGGUUUUUCCCAUCAGGCCUUGUGGUUCUGAGUGGGGGAAUGGAUGCCCAGCUGAAGAUCUGGUCAGCUGAAGAUGCUAGCUGUGUGGUGACCUUCAAAGGUCACAAAGGAGGUAUUCUGGAUACAGCCAUUGUUGAUCGGGGGAGGAAUGUGGUGUCUGGUUCUCGAGAUGGGACAGCCCGACUUUGGGAUUGUGGGCGCUCAGCCUGCCUGGGAGUCAUUGCAGACUGUGGUUCUACUAUCAAUGGAGUGGCUGUGGGUGCUGCUGACAACUCCAUAAACCUCGGCUCGCCUGAGCACACACCGAGUGAACGGGAGGUUGGAACAGAGUCGAAAAUGCUGCUGUUGGCACGGGAGGAUAAGAAACUUCAGUGCUUGGGACUGCAGAGCAGGCAGCCGGUGUUCCUCUUUGUUGGCUCAGAUGCCUUCAACUGCUGCACUUUUCUCUCUGGCUUCUUGCUGUUGGCUGGGACACAGGAUGGAAACAUUUAUCAGCUGGACGUGAGGAGUCCAAGGGCUCCGGUACAAGUCAUCCACAGAUCUGGAGCACCAGUUCUGUCCCUGCUGAGUUUCAGAGAUGGAUUCAUUGCCAGCCAAGGUGAUGGAAGCUGUUUCAUUGUCCAGCAAGACCUAGACUAUCUCAUUGAGUUCACUGGAGCGGACUGUGACCCUGUGUUCAAGGUAGCCACAUGGGAGAAGCAGAUCUACACAUGCUGUCGAGAUGGUCUUGUGCGACGCUAUCAGCUCUCUGAUCUCUGACUCCUUGGAAAAGGAUGAAGUUAAUGAAAAAUAUUGGCUCUAAUCAACAAAGACAUUAGUCCUUCUCAAGGACCAUGGCCCCUUCUUGUUUGGGGCACCCUUCGGGUGUCACAGAAAAUCAGCUGCAUUGCCCCAUGUGGAAGUAUCAUUCCAUGACAAGACCUACUGUGAAUUGAGUAAGAAGCUCACAUGUACUCCCUAUAUACAUUCACCCCAGCAGCACAGGGCAAGGACAUGGAUGCUUACACUUUGAUCUCAUACCAUUGUGUUAAAUGUUUACAAGGACCAGAGGACUAAAGCCUGUACUCUGAAGGAAAUAAAGAGAAUGUGUUUGGAAGAGUCUGAAUUUGAAAAACUUUGUUAAAUAUUCUUACUCCAGCAAAAAGCCAUUCAAGUUGAUGGAACUCCUUUCUCGGGCACUUCCUGUUGGCCUACCCGUAGAGAAAGACCGCUUCUUAGCAGUAACUAUUAUUUAAGCAGGAGCCUGUGAAUGAUUCCUAUACAGGUAGGGAAGCAACUGUCUCAGUUUUCCUUGGACUGAGGGGUUUUCUGCUACGUGGGACUUUCAGUCCUAGGCAAACUGAUAGGAUUGAUCAGUCCAUAUACAGGUAAUAAAGUUGAAUCCUAUCAUUGUAAGGGCAGUGACUGUCCGAGUGUGGUCCCUUAACUGCCGAAUCAUUAUCACCUGGGAACUUGAUAGAAAUAGAAAUUCCUAGGCCCCACCUCAGCCCUAAAUCAGAAAUUCCAUGGGUAGAGCCGGCCAGGUGAUUCUGAUGCAUGCUAAAGCUUGAGACCUAGAGGAAGAAAUAAUAAAGGGCACUUUUGUCAUAGCUGGAACUCAGCGCUCAUGGGAUGGUGAGGCUGGUCUUUAGAGGAUGAGGCUGGGGAGGUGGGCCGGGCCCAAGCAGUGAAGGGGCUUGAGUCCCAGGUAAGGAGCUUGAAUUUCAUUUGGUUGGCAAGAAACCCACAGAAGAGUUUUAAGCAAGGGUUUAACAUGGGUCACUUUUUUUCCCCCUAAAUAUAAAAAUGGAGUAAUAA
Neogale vison (American mink) is the source of this 2228-nucleotide messenger RNA. RefSeq names its product proteasomal ATPase associated factor 1 (gene PAAF1). The transcript has 12 exons. Bases 12 to 1190 code for a protein of 392 amino acids. NCBI's taxonomy places the organism in Eukaryota, Metazoa, Chordata, Mammalia, Carnivora, Mustelidae. Gene Ontology annotation, molecular function: protein binding. The record is from RefSeq and is a predicted model, not a curated record.